Nematocida homosporus is the source of this 483-nucleotide messenger RNA. Its product is annotated as mitochondrial FAD-linked sulfhydryl oxidase. Gene Ontology annotation, cellular component: mitochondrion. The coding region runs from base 1 to 483 and encodes 160 amino acids. The transcript has a single exon. Gene Ontology annotation, molecular function: flavin adenine dinucleotide binding; flavin-dependent sulfhydryl oxidase activity. Lineage: Eukaryota; Fungi; Microsporidia. The record is from RefSeq and is a predicted model, not a curated record.
AUGCGCAAAGAAGUCCUUCUCCAACGCGCCGGCCUUGGUCUCCUUUCCCUUUGGAUUCUCUUAACCGGCUACAAAGUUACUCGUAAAUACUUCCAUACGCCCACUCUUUUCCCAGCCAAACUCACCACCCCAAAUGACCAGUACUACACCAUGCCCCCCACCAAAGCCGAACGCCGCAACGAACUAGGCCGAUCCACCUGGACUCUUCUCCAUACUAUUGCUGCCAAAUAUCCCGCCUAUCCCUCCCGCGAAGAGAAAUCCAACGCCAUAAAACUCAUUGACCUCCUUACCAAAAUGUUCCCCUGUGACGAGUGCCGCACCCAUUUCCAAGCCCUAGUCCGAUCCUUCCCCCCACAAGUCAACACCCAAGAAGAAUUCGCCACCUGGCUCUGCCAAGCCCACAACAUCGUUAACAAACGCCUCAACAAGCCCGUCUUCGACUGUACUCGUCUAGACAACCGUUGGGAUUGUGGCUGCAAAUAA